CAAGUGUCGGCCGGCCGAGGUGCGCGCCUGCGUGUUGAAGACGGUCGCCGCGAUUCAGUCAAGCCAGGCAGUGAGUUUGUGAAGGAAAGGGUAAGGCGGGCCUUUUUCCCUUUCCGGAAAGGCGGGCGGGCGGAGGAGCCGGCGAGACUUGAGCCACCCACCGUCGCUCAAGAGAGUCUCGGAACUGGAAAAGGAGGGGGGAGACGCCCAGGCCUGCCCUGAGAGGGACUGACUGAAAGACGCCGGGCGCUCCCGCCCUUCCCCAUGAAGCCCCGCCCCCUUCUGAGCCAGCUCCGCCCCCGUUCUCUCGGAGGGGUCUCCAGGAGGGUCCCUUCGCGCCCCUCCGGUGGCACUAAACUGCAUUAAAUCCUCUCCACCUUCUCGUUUUUUCCUUGUUGGUGCCUGCCAGGGUGGUGCUUUCCCCCUUGCCACCUUUUGUCCUCCCAUCGCUUUGCUGUAGCUCAGAUUGACUGGCUUCCUGGUUGUGGUUGUAGUAAAUACACUUCAGCUUGCAUUGGGCUUCUAUCCAGCAGCGUGGUGUGUCUUCUUUUUUUCCCCCCUGUCACUGGGUGUAACAAGAACCCUUCUCUAUCUUCUUGUGGAUGCCUGUCUCUCUACUGCUACCAUCAUGGGCAAGGUACUGUCCAAGAUCUUUGGCAACAAGGAGAUGCGGAUCUUGAUGCUUGGCUUGGAUGCAGCAGGGAAGACCACCAUCUUGUACAAACUGAAGCUGGGCCAAGCGGUCACAACCAUCCCGACUGUGGGCUUCAAUGUAGAAACGGUGACUUAUAAAAAUGUCAAGUUUAACGUGUGGGAUGUUGGGGGCCAAGAUAAAAUCCGGCCUUUGUGGCGGCACUAUUACACGGGCACUCAGGGCCUGAUAUUUGUGGUGGACUGCGCUGAUCGGGACCGCAUUGAUGAGGCCCGCCAGGAAUUGCACCGUAUUAUCAAUGAUCGAGAGAUGCGGGAUGCCAUCAUCCUUAUCUUCGCCAACAAGCAGGACCUUCCUGAUGCCAUGAAGCCACAUGAGAUCCAAGAAAAACUGGGCCUGACCCGAAUCAGGGAUAGGAAUUGGUAUGUUCAGCCAUCCUGUGCCACCUCGGGUGAUGGACUCUAUGAAGGGCUGACAUGGUUAACAUCUAACUAUAAAUCCUAAUGAUUAUUUUAAACCAUGACAAACUGUUACUAGUCAUUAAGAGAGUUAGCACGCAUAAGGAACACUGUGGCUUCCCAGAAAACAAUGAUUCUCUUUACUAAAAAGUUCAGAAAUUAAGCAUCCAUAGGAUUUUAAUGAUUGCUCACCUCUUCUCCAAUUACCAUCCUUUCCUUCUGCACACUUGACUGCUUCCCAGUUAAAUAAAAAAUUUGCUUGGUGUUAAGAAAUGCUCUAAUCUUUAACUGUUAAUGAACAGAAGCAUUAAUUUCUGUGGCAAACUUCCAGCAAUGUGGGUUGGGGGGGAAGACACAGGUUGCAGCUUUGCAAAAUAUUUUUUCUCAAAUGUUGCAAUGCUUUGACUUCAUUUAUUUGGGUUCUGGGGCUAAAUGUAUCAUUUCUUUAAAAUGUAUGCUUUCGAGUUUGAUAGUUUUCUCCCUCAUUUAUUUUUGCUGUAAAUUUGCUUCUUUUUGCCAUGAUGCAGAAUAUGUUAGGUCUCUGUUAUCUAGUAAAAUGAAAACCACUGUUAAUGAAUUAACUGCAUUCUGUCCUCUUUAUGGCAAGAAUCUAAGAAAGGAAAUAAAAUUCUGAAUUCUUUUGGCCAUUUAUAAAUAAUAAAAGUAGCAUUUGAACAUAUGGUUGCACAUUAGAACCUGAUAUUAGUUUAUCUGGCCAACAACUUCAGAAUAUUGAAAGUAAGUUGUUAUAUCAUGCAUGUUUAAAAAUGCAAAUAAGUUUCCAUUCUAAAUAGUAACCAUAUGCAGGAUAUGAGAAUGGUGUCAAACCGCAGUUCCUGUACUUUGCAAUUUGUUAGCUUUUCAGCUGCAAUAUUAAGUAAUUGCAUUAUUUUCCAGUUCUAGUGCAAAAAAAAAAAUCACAUUCCAUGAAAUGCAGCAAUAAUUUAUAAGCAUCGCUGUGACAUGCAGUUUUUUAAAACACAAAACUUGAAUGGUAAAACUAUUCCUCUCAACAGUUGAGACAGGAUGGCAGUAUCACAAUUGGACUUAAAAGCAUCUCAAAUAAUAAAUAUUUUUGGAUCUUUAACUUGGCUUAAUGCAGCUUUAUGAACCUGAGAGGUAGGAAGGAACCUUCAUCUGCUUUUGUGUAAUUGUUAAACUUAAAUGCAUCAAAAUAAAAGGAUGUGAGAGUGUGGUUUGUGGAUGCCACUAAAUUAAGUGCAACAACUGAGUGGGUUUGGAAAACUUGGCUCUUUGUACACAAAAUCACGUUGAACAUAUACAGGCAAGUUCUACCCUUUCAUUCUGGCAGUACUUUUUACUUUGUCUUUUGGAUGUCUACAUUUAUAAAUCCCUUUGGAAGGGUAGCUAACGAUUGGGGUGGAGAGUGAGCAAAUGACUAUGAAUGUAAACUUCCAUGUUAUUUUUUUUAAGGCAAUCAUUAUUUUGCCAUAUCUCAUUCAAAUAUCUGAUUAGUUGUCGGGAGAUUAUUGUGAAUUCAGGUUAGCAUAAAAAUUUCAAUGAAGUAUUAAUACUGGUGCAAAAAUGUAACACAGCUGGUUUUUUAUUCAGCCUUAAGGAUUAAUUUUGAAUUUCCUCAAGGAGUAACACUCAUCUGAGGAAUUUUAGGAAUGUAUUACUACAAACCCAGAAGAAAAUUCCCAUUUUCUAAAGGGUAUCUGUUUAAAUUGGGGCAUUAUAUUACACUUCAGUGUUUUUUCUAUUUAAAUUGUGAGCUAAAGCUUGUACCAAAGAUGUUUGAGAGAUAAAAUUAUAUUGAAUUAGUUUCUUAAAACUCAAUGCUUAGCAUCACUCAACAGAAAAUAAAGCCUAAUUCUAGAUGAAUCUAUAAACAAUUUUAGUAUAAAAUCAGUGAAAUUAAUAUCAAUAGAAAAUGCAGCAUUCCUUCAGAAAAUCUUUUAAAACAUAACAUGAGAACAAUGAGCUAAACUAUUAUAGUAUGAUUGUGUUAAACACAGAAAUGUCCAUAAACAAUUGACUGUCUUCUGGAAUAGCUAAAGCCAAGCACAAAGUAGUUGCCUAAACUGGAAAACUUGAAGAUCUGUUACUGGUUCUCAAACUUUCAUAUAACUAAUUGCAGUGAAAAUAUAGGUGGGUUUACCUUUGGUAUAGAGUUUGUAGUACUUUUCUCCAAUUGAGGCAGAAUCAAAUCUUCAUACAAAUGUAUUAAGUUGGAUACAUAACUUGUGUAUGUCAUUUAAUUUUGUUCCUCCAGGUAUGCUGAUUCUCUAUGGUUCAAAAGAAUACUUUCUGCUUUCCCCUUUAAAUCAACAGUUUUGGAUGAAAAUCACAGAUGUUGCAUGAAAUAUGUGGCAAAUAGAUUAAAUAAUUUUUGCUACUGAACAAAAUGUACAAAAAUUUAUAAGUGUCCUUUUCCAAAGAAACAAGAUUUUGUCUUUUCUGUGGCUCAAAGUAGCCACAAAAAUGGCUUUAGAUAUUUAUCUGCAGCUUGCAAGAUUAAAUGCAAUCUGUUAGAAUUCCACUCCUUUAAAAAAUCAGUACAUACAACUUCUGUGUUCAUGUGACUUAUAAAGUACAACUAAAUACAUUUUUGAAUGGUGUUAACUAUGUUUGAUAAGUCUGUAGACUGUGAUCUCCCUAAAUAAAGUAAACAGGAUUUUUGUGUCUGCAAUAUGGUUGUAGUGUUGGUAAAAGAACUAAUAAGCAGAAAAUAAAACAAUUAUACAGCA
Pseudonaja textilis is the source of this 3821-nucleotide messenger RNA. It is a transcript of the gene ARF6, whose product is annotated as ARF GTPase 6. Gene Ontology annotation, molecular function: GTP binding; GTPase activity. The record is from RefSeq and is a predicted model, not a curated record. Lineage: Eukaryota; Metazoa; Chordata; Lepidosauria; Squamata; Elapidae.